Heteronotia binoei (common prickly gecko) is the source of this 742-nucleotide messenger RNA. Its product is annotated as E3 ubiquitin-protein ligase TRIM52-like. The transcript is spliced from 3 exons. Gene Ontology annotation, molecular function: zinc ion binding. Bases 11 to 727 code for a protein of 238 amino acids. The record is from RefSeq and is a predicted model, not a curated record. Lineage: Eukaryota; Metazoa; Chordata; Lepidosauria; Squamata; Gekkonidae.
CGAGGUAGCCAUGGCGGCUGAGGGUCCCGUGCAGGAACUCUGGGAGGAAGCCUCUUGCUCCAUCUGCCUGGACUUCUUCAGGGACCCGGUGACCGUCGCCCAGUGCGGCCACAACUUCUGCCGAGCCUGCCUGACCCGCAGCUGGGGGGAGUCGUUGGGGGCCGCCGAGCCUGCCUGCCCCCAGUGCAGAGGAAAAGCUCAGCCCAGCAGCCUCAGGCCGAACCAGCAGCUGGCCAACAUGGUGGAAAUAGCCAAGAAAUUCACUCUGCAGGAGCGGAAAGAUGCUGCAGGUGCGCAUGAACAAGUCUGCCAGAAGCACCAGGAGCUCCUGAAGUUUUCUUGCAAGGACGACGAAACCUCCUCCUUCUGCAUGGUCUGCAACGUAUCCGGGGAGCACAGAGAGGUAAUUCCUCUCGAGGAGGCUGCCCGAGACAGUAGGGCAACGGUGGCUGCCAGAAAAGGGAGAGUUUGCCAGAAGCACCAGGAGCCGCUGAAGCUCUUCUGCAAGGACGAUGAAGCCCUCAUCUGUGUGGUCUGUGACCGGUCCAAGGAGCACAGAGAUCACGAAACCCUUCCUUUUGAGGAGGCCUCCCAAGAGUACAAGGAUCAGUUCUGCAGCUGUCUGGAGAUUCUGAAGAAGGAGAGAGAGAGAAUUGUAACGUGUAGAGAAGAUGUAGAGAAGAAGAACCAAGAUGUGCUUGUAAGUGUCAUUGUGGCUGGGGAGUGAACAGAUCCUAGAACU